Molecule: messenger RNA, 2559 nt
Organism: Ooceraea biroi (clonal raider ant)
Lineage: Eukaryota; Metazoa; Arthropoda; Insecta; Hymenoptera; Formicidae
Gene: rngo
Product: DNA damage inducible 1 homolog rngo
Biological process (GO): proteolysis
Molecular function (GO): aspartic-type endopeptidase activity; protein binding
Source: RefSeq, a predicted model, not a curated record
AUGAAGGUGACGGUAACGACGCUCAGCGACGACAGCGUGUUCGUGCUGGACGUGAGCGAGGAACUGGAGCUGGAGAACUUCAAAGCCUUCUGCGAGAUCGAGAGCGGCGUGCCGGCCCACAAGAUCGUCAUCGCGUUCAACGGCCUGCCGUUGAUGGACGACAAGAAGUCGUUGCGCGACCACGGCAUCCGCGACGGUGACGCGGUCAUCCUCCAGCACAUGCAUCACAGCGGCAGCGACCUGAACCUGCAGGCCUCCAACGGAGCUAUUCCGUUACUGGACUUCAGUACCAUCAGAGUUCCCGGCACCAGCAACACCCAGCAGCGUCCACCAGCAGCGGUCUCCAAUAACAGAGUGCAGAAUCCUCGCAGCGAGGACGAUCCCGCUUUGAUAAGGAACAUGUUCCUGGCUAAUCCAGACCAGCUGGCUUUGCUCAAGCAAAAUAAUGCUAGACUGGCGGACGCCCUGUUGUCCGGGAAUCUCGAUAGCUUUUCGACUGUACUCAGAGAGCAGAUAGCCGAGCGGGAAGAACGACAAGCACAACGGCUGAGAAUGAUGAACGCGGAUCCGUUCGACACGGAGGCGCAGCGGCUGAUCGCCGAGGAGAUCAGGCAGAAGAACAUCGAGGCGAACAUGGAGGCCGCGAUGGAGUACAAUCCCGAGACCUUCGGCACCGUCGUCAUGUUGUAUAUCAAUUGUAAAGUCAACGGGUUCCCGGUGAAGGCCUUUAUCGAUUCAGGUGCACAAACUACCAUCAUGUCCGCCGCUUGUGCCGAGCGAUGCCACAUUAUGCGAUUGGUGGACACGAGGUGGGCCGGCGUGGCUAAAGGUGUCGGAGUUCAAAAAAUUAUCGGUCGUAUUCACAUGGUACAAAUACAGAUCGGCAAUGAUCAUCUGACGACGUCGUUCAGCGUCCUGGAAGAGCAGCCUAUGGACAUGCUGUUGGGACUGGACAUGCUCAAGAGACAUCAGUGCUGCAUAGACUUGAAGAAGAACGUCUUGAAGAUUGGCACUACGGGUACCGAGACUUCGUUUCUAGCAGAAGGCGAUUUACCAGAACGUGCGAGAUUAAGCGGAAACAGCGACGAAUCGUUGGACGAUAGGGAUCUCCAACGUGCUCUUGAGGACAGCUCGAGAGACGCGAAGAAGCAGAGGCAGCAGCAUGACAGCAGCAAUAAUCCGGGUUCGUCCGGGAGCAGACCCGCCUUGGAGACGACGGUCUAUCCGCACGAUCCAUUCACGGAAGCGACGGUUAAGGAGCUGGAGGCCCUCGGCUUCACCAGGGCGCAAGUGAUCGCGGAGCUGCGUAGAUUUAACGGUGACAAAACGCAGGCGACUGCCGCGUUGUUCGCGAAGUCAUUGAAAUUCUGAACGCGCGACUCGAUUCGUAAAUCACUGGUGAGAGAAACAGCGAGGACAGUGAAAUUGUGAAUGCAUGACGCGCAAUAAAGAUGGAGGGAGGUCCGCAAACUUCAAAGCAAUUUCUACGUAUCGUCUAGCGUUGCCGUCGGUAUUAGCUGUUCGAUAUACUUUAUCCGCUAAUAACAAAUUUCGGCAACAUUUUGCAGGUCGAUAAACUUACGGCUCAACGACCAUAAGACCUGCCGCGACCUAGAACGCGUUGCGCGUCUUUUCUAAUUUUAUAAGUGUGAACUGAAAGAAUUAUGCAAGGAUAAUUUGAAGGAAUUUUUCCGAGUUAUUGAGAUAAUAAGAAAUUACACACGCAUACACAUACUCUCCAACUAUAUUACACGUUAUUUUCCGUUACGUGCGUACACGCGUCGCCUAAACUGCAAGAUUUCCAGCGCGUUAGUAUACCGGGUACGUAGAGUUACGUAAUAACACGUUCAGAGAACGAUACCAAAUCGCUACGACCUGAUACUUAAUGUAAUUGUUUGCGAUACGUAAUACAUAGACAUACGUAUACAGUUGUACGUUGAAUAUCGAGAUUCAGUUACGCAUAUGUACGAUCUCGCAGGUAAGAUGCAAUGAGACUUGUGCGUACGUAGCUGCUGAAUAGGCGUAGAACGAAUGAUAACGAAUGAUUUUUUUCUAUCGCGUCGCGAGAGAGAUGUAUGCUUCUGUCUCUCCUCGCGGUGUCUUCUCUCUGAUAUUUCGUUUAAAUGGUGAACAUGGACAAAUGUAUAUACCUAGUAUUAAUAGACUGUAAAUGAAUCGUGCACGACAGAUUAGAUGGAUAGAAUCCUCGCGCGGACAACGCCGGCGCUUCACGGUUUUGUAACGUUUCAAGAGAAUUUGUCGUUAGACUCGGCUAAAACUCAGUUCCUCGUUAUGCUUAUCGAAGAAACAGACAGGCUGUGUACAUAAAACGAAAUUUGACAGACAGGCAAAUAGGGAGAUUUUCCAGUUUUUUACGAGAGACAUUUGUUACAGUAGAGAUUACGGGGGAAGGUCGUAGUCUUCAUUAUAAUCUCUGUAUAACGCAGGCGUGCAUCGAUCUUGCAGAUUAUAUCAAUUUUGUACUGCUGCUAUUUUUUUUGAUAAAGGUAUUUGGUAUGUUAUUGUAAUCUCUUGGUCACUUAUAAAGACGUAACGAAC